This is a messenger RNA of Zingiber officinale, 864 nucleotides long. RefSeq lists its product as uncharacterized. The transcript is spliced from 3 exons. The record is from RefSeq and is a predicted model, not a curated record. NCBI's taxonomy places the organism in Eukaryota, Viridiplantae, Streptophyta, Magnoliopsida, Zingiberales, Zingiberaceae. Gene Ontology annotation, cellular component: plasma membrane. Bases 18 to 686 code for a protein of 222 amino acids.
CAUGAUCACCUGCAAAAAUGGAGAGAGGAGAGAUGAUGGACAAACAAUAUGCUCCAGCUGCAAGGUGCUUCUGCUUCCCUUGCUUGAUCCUGAGCCUUGCACUCGUAUCUGCAGCAGUUUUCAUCAUAAUAUUUGUCCUAAAGCCAAGGAAGCCCAGCUUCCAUCUGCACGCAGUAGAAAUGGGUUCUUCAGAUGCAGCUUUCAGCAAGGGAUCGAAUGACUCUUCGACAAUGCUUUUACUGUUUUUUGUUGCUCAGAACCCCAAUAAGCUUGGCAUCAGAUACAGCUCCUCAGAGCUUGGACUUGUCUACGACAGCAACAACAUGGGGCUGAUCAAAGUUCCUACAUUUUUUCAACCAGCUCAUAGCACAAACGUCAGUGUCUUGGUGCAUGUCUUCUUCAAGAGAAUCGAUGUUGCCGAAAUUGUCAGUGAACAUACCUCUGAAAGUUCAUCGAGCCUCGGCGAUCUGGAGAUCAGAGUAUUCGGUGGAAUUCAUGUUCGAGCUCACAUCUUUAACUUUCAGCUGUUCAAGACUCAGGUUUUCCUUGAUUGUCUGAUCAGUGCAAAGCUCACUGACAUUGUUCUGAGCAAACUAUUCAUCACUGCAGCUAAAUCACGCAAGACUUUCUUAUUAUCCAGUUUGCCACACCUCACACAGAAAUGUUCAAUGGCUCUCUGUAUAUGAACAAGAUGUAUGGAAGCAAGCAAGCAAACAAAUACUUUUCUUUGUAGUUUGGAUUUUUCAUUCUUACUAUUUUUUGUGUGUAGAUAUGAUCGAAAAUACAUAUUUGAUGUACCAUUUCAGCAUAUAAUAAUUGACAUAAACAUAGCACCAAAUAAAUACUGUAUAAAUAAUUAUAGAA